AGCUAGCACAAGCUUAAUGCAUUGUUGCUUUUCCCCUUCUUAUGUUUCUUUCUAUCAAGUAUUAAGUUUGAAGUGCAUAUAUAUAAAAGCCCACCAAAUGCAAAUCCUCUAUUUUCUUAGUUCUUCCCCAAAUUAUAGCCAACAUCAGAUUUCCUGUUGGCCAAAGAUUCUAAUGGCAGCAGCAGAUAACAGUUAUAAAGUUGAAUAUCAAAGUGUCCAAAGACGAACAGCCAAUUAUAAGCCAAAUAUCUGGAAACCUGACCGCCUUCAAUCUCUCACUACUGAUUUCUGGGAAAAGGAGUGCAAUAAAAAGAGAGUCCAAGUGCUGAAAAAGGAGGUUGCGUGCAUGUUUUCCGAGGCUAAUAAUAAUCCACUGUUGAAGCUGGAACUUGUUGACCAUAUAUCAAAACUAGGCCUAAACAAUUACUUUGAGGAGGAAAUUCAUUCAGCUCUAAAUGGUAUCAUCAUAUCUGAUGGAAAUGAACUUUAUUCUACUGCUCUGUGUUUUAGGCUUCUCAGGCAUUACGGUCAUAAUGCAUCCGAAGAGAUGUUCAGAAGCUUUGUGGAUGAAGCCGGAAAGUUCAUGACAGGCAAAAACGUGAUUACUCUCAAAGCAUUGAUUGAGCUAUUCGAAGCUUCAAACAUGGGCAAGGAAGAAGAGAAUAUUUUGAAGGAAGCUAGAUUGUUCACCGUCCAAAGUUUGAGUUCUUUUGGAGGCAUUUCACACUGCGAUUUGUUCACCAAACAGUUAGUGACUCGUGCAAUGAGGCUUCCAUGGCAAUGGGGAGUGGCGUGGUACAAUGUCAAGAAACAUAUCAAUGCAUAUGAAAAAGGGCACAAACAAAACACUAAAUUGAUUGAGUUAUCAAAGCUUAAUUUCAAUUUAGUGCAAGCCUUACACCAAGAAGAUCUUAAGGAUGUAUCCAGGUGGUGGAUUAAUCUUGGAAUCAACAAGAAGUUGAAUUUUUCCAGAGAUCGAAUAGUGGAGAGCUUUCUGUUUGCCGCAGGAGUUGCAUCUGGAGCUCAACAUGGAAGUCUAAGAAAAUGGAUGACUAAAGUGAUUAAGCUGAUUUUGAUAAUCGAUGAUGUUUAUGACAUCUACGGUUCAUUGGAGGAACUCGAAUGCUUUACCAAUGCCGUGGAAAUGUGGAGCCCUGGAGAAGUUAAAGAUUUACCUGAAUGUAUCAAGAUAUGUUUUUGGGCACUCUUCAAUACUACACAAGAAAUUGCAGUCGAAAUUCAACAAGAAAAAGGGUGGACUUCGGUGUUACCAAAUCUGCACAACAAGUGGGCGGAUUUCUGUAAAGCAUUGCUCCUAGAAGCGAAAUGGUACCACCAGGGUUACACGCCUUCACUGGAAGAAUAUUUAGAGAAUGGAUGGACAUCAUCAUCUGGCCCUUUGCUAGCUCUGCUUACAAUCCUUGGUGUAGAAGAUGGAAGAAUGAAAAGAGAUGUCGCUGAGUUCUCGAAACCUUAUUGGGAUAUUACUUACCAUUCCUCACUCAUCAUUCGUCUUUGCAACGAUCAAGGAACAUCUGCGGCGGAACUAGAAAGAGGAGAUGCAGCUUCAUCCAUCCUAUGUUACAUGCGAGAAGCAAAUGUUACAGAAGAAGCUGCAAGGGAGCAUAUCAAAAGCUUGAUAAUUAGGUCAUGGAGAAAGAUCAAUGGCCAUUCUUAUAACACCACCGGUUCAUUUGUGGAAGAUGAGCCAGCCAGAUACAUUAUCAACAUUGCAAGAGCUGCCCACUUUAUCUACCAAAAUGGAGAUGGAUUUGGUGUUCAAGACGGCGAAACUCGAGACCAAGUACUCCUCAAUUUAAUUGAACCUCUUCAAAUUAAUCAACUGGUCGAUCAAAUUCACUGUUGAUUUGGUGGUCACAUGCCCUUUGCCUGCAUAAAUGCCAUCUUCUAGGGAAUUCCAUAUGCUUGUACUAUAUUAUACUGCCGUCAUUUUGUUCUCAACUCUUGAACGUCUUAUUGUACAUUUUUUUUUAUAUAUAUAAU
Molecule: messenger RNA, 2004 nt
Organism: Oldenlandia corymbosa var. corymbosa
Lineage: Eukaryota; Viridiplantae; Streptophyta; Magnoliopsida; Gentianales; Rubiaceae
Source: the annotation of a GenBank genome assembly